This is a messenger RNA of Rotaria socialis, 342 nucleotides long. NCBI's taxonomy places the organism in Eukaryota, Metazoa, Rotifera, Eurotatoria, Philodinida, Philodinidae. The record is from the annotation of a GenBank genome assembly.
AUGAGUACAGCAGUUGCUAUCGGCAUUGGUUUAACUGUUGUUGGAUUCGCAGGCCGUUAUAUUGCUCGGCAUGGUAAAACAAUAGCAGAAAAUUUAACGAAGACAACAGGUGUUCUUGCUGAAGGACUUUCAUCCAAGUAUUAUAAAGGUGGAUUUGAUCCAAAAAUGAAUCGACGUGAAGCAGCACUUAUAUUAGGGAUAAGUCCAACAGCAAAUAAAGCACGAAUACGUGAAGCAUACAAACGAUUGAUUAUCCAAAAUCAUCCUGAUCGAGGUGGUUCACCGUAUGUUGCGGCGAAAAUCAAUGAAGCCAAGGAUUUCUUCGAAAGUGGUGCCAAAUGA